CCACUAAAUGUUUCCUGCGUUCCAAAUCUGUCUGUCAGUUCCACUUCCCCUGCUCCAGUCACACCUCGUCUAUCUUCUCUCUCUCGCUCUCUCGGAGUUAAACUCUUGGCAAAUAUUAUUUGCGCAAUCUGGGCAAAGAAAUCAUUGAUUAAACAUUGACCUGAGAGAAAAUUGUGAGAUAACUUUUGCGCCCAAUUAUUACUUUUGUAAUCAGUAUUUGCUUCUUAUCUCAUCUCAUCAACGAGCUGAGACAAGGAAACGGAACGAACCUAGAAAAUCAUUAACCAUACAGACCUACAGUAGGUUUAUGGUCGAGCUACAGAGCUUUUGUGGGUAAAUCCGUUUUCUCCCGUCUUCCAGGCACAUGCUAUUCUGACCCAUUCUGUAGCUUUGCCCAAUGGUUGUGAAUAUAUACGUACGUGUAUCAGAGACGUAUGCGAAAGUUUUGUCAAGUUUCUUAUCCGGUCAGUUGGUGCAGUGAGUGGCCAAAUCUCUAGAAAUUUUUAUUGGUUUCUUUUACUGGAUUUGAUACAUACAACUUGCUGCAGAGGAAGAGAAUCGAAUAAAGGAAAAGUUGUGAAUGGUAUGUUCGACACGGAAACAAUAAGAUUGGAAACAUCAGCAGCAAGGCGGACGGAGGAGGAAAGCACGGGUUUGGUGAGAACCACUUUCUCCGGAGAAAAGUUGACUCGCUUCAUAAAUCUCAAGACUCUGUGUGGCUGUUUGUUUCAUCGUUCCUCAUAUUUGAAGUUGAACGCCUUGGGAAAUAAGCACGAGGACGGGUGCAGCUUUAAAACCACAGACGAGAUGCUGGACAAUGAAAACGACACUUUGCGCGAACGGGUUGGAGAUUUGGAGAAGAAGGUGUACGAGUCGCGAGAUGAGAUUUUGUGCCUCCGAGCCACUCUGGCCGACGUUCUGCGAAGAAUCACCAAUCUCGAAGGGAGCAGAGGUCCAGGCGGCCCACAGCUGCAAUUACAUCACCAGCAACAGCACAUUACGAAUGGUGGUGGGAGCAGUCCGCAUCAUGCCCACUUCAAAGAACCACUAGGUCGACUUCGCGUCUACGCCACAAAUUCCGACCCCAGUCGUGUGGAUUGGCGGAGAUCCGGACUCACCAACGGUCACGGGCAAAACCAGCAUGGACCCAACUCUAAUCUAAAUAGACGGAUAAAUCACCACCAGUCGACGGGCAGCCUCCAUUCUGCGGAUAGCCAAAGUUCCAACGGCCUCUCUCCGUCACCAUCACCCUCCCCGCACAACAACAACCGGGCCACACCCUCUCCACGGAACGGAACGACCCCUUCCAGCCCAGGCCCAGCAGCAGUUGUUCCCCAGCAGCAAAGAAACGGAGGGGCCACACCCACGCCCAACGGCACCACUCCGUCCCCUCUGGCGAAACGGUGGAGCUCCACCAGCGACUUUCAUAGCGGGAGCAAUCCGUCCUUAUUCUCACAAAACAGCGCGAUGGCAGCCAGAAAUAAUGUAACGGCACGAUCACUUCUCAAUUUGCAUGUGAAGACUCCUCAUGUGAGGCACGGCACCAAGGACGCCAUGUUCAACGGGGAAGAAGGAACAAUCCGAAUUUUCAUGAGGGGUCGUCCUGUGACAUUGUACCUUCCGAAUGCCCUCAUUGACAACUACAGCUUAUCCCGAGUGGCCACCGCACCCCUGGCCAAACUGAGGUUGGAAUGGGUAUACGGGUAUCGAGGCAGAGACUGUCGAAGCAAUUUAUACUAUCUCCCUACUGGGGAGAUGGUCUAUUUCAUUGCCGCAGUUGUGGUGCUGUACAAUAUUGAAGAGCAACAACAAAGGCAUUAUUUGGGACACAAUGAUGAUGUGAAAUGCAUGGCAAUUCAUCCGAACAAAUUAAUUGUCGCCACUGGACAGUGUGCAGGGCACGACCGAAGAGAAGGCAAAGCCCAUGUCCGAAUUUGGAAUUCUGUGAGUCUUCAUACACUGCAUGUCAUCGGCUUGGGAGAUUUCGAACGCUCCAUUUGUUGUCUCUCGUUCUCCAAAGCUGACGGAGGUGCUUUACUUUGUAUCAUUGACGAGUCAAACGAGCACAACAUUUCUGUAUGGGAUUGGCAAAAGGGUGAAAAAGGUUUCAAGUUGGCAGAGAAUAAGUGUUCUGGAGACACUGUGGUAGCAAUGGAAUUUCAUCCCUUGGAUAAAAACACCAUCAUCUCUUGUGGAAAAGGACACAUUUCUUUCUGGACUUUUGAGAAUUGUUGUUUGUACAAAAAGUUGGGAAUUUUUGAUCAUCGGGAUAAACCAAAGUAUGUGACCUGCCUGGCUUUUACCUCGACUGGGGACAUUGUUUCUGGGGACUCGAGCGGAAAUCUGCUCGUCUGGGCACGUGGCACCAAUGUGGUCGCGAAAGCAGUUCGAGGGGCCCACGAAGGACCCGUUUUCAGUAUUUAUGCCAUGAAGAAUGGAGAAAUUCUUACGGGUGGGGGGAAGGACGGGCGAGUGGUGCAAUGGGACAUUUUGUCCUCAAAAGUUGAAGUUGAGACUGUGAUUCCCGAGCAAUAUGGUCCAGUACGGAUAAUUACUGAAGGAAGAGGAAGUCAACUGAUUGUGGGGACAACGAAAAACUGCAUUUUGGCUGGAAGUUUCCAACUCCCCUUCCAACAAAUCGUGCAAGGGCAUACGGACGAGUUAUGGGGCAUGGCAAUCCACCCAGAGCAACAACAAUUUAUCACCGGGGGUCACGAUAAGAUGAUCAUUUUAUGGGAUUCGUUAUCACACACAUCCGUUUGGUCUGUGGAUUUCGAUGAAGCAAUUCAGUCAACUUGUUUUUCACCUGAUGGGUCUGUGAUCAUUGUGGGGACUGCGUUGGGUCACUGGUUUGCUGUUUCUGCUGAGACGAGAGAAAUUAUCUCACAUCAUAACGAUGGCUCUGAGCCAAUACAGGUUGUUCGAUUCUCACCGGACGGAAAAAUGCUGGCAAUAGGGUCGCGCGACAAUAUUAUUUACAUUUACCAAGCCAGUGACAACUUCCAUAAAUAUAACCGUAUUGGUCGUUGCUCUGGACAUUCAAGUUUCAUAACCCACUUUGACUGGUCUGGCGAUAGUACAUUUUUGCAGAGCAAUUCAGGAGAUUACGAAGUAUUGUUUUGGAACGCUUCGGUCUGUCGUCAAAUUCCACAGAGUUCACAACUUAGGGAUACCGAAUGGGCGUCUGCGACUUGCACCUUGAGCCCGUUGACAUUAGGGAUAUGGCCAGAAAGUGCGGACGGCACUGAUGUCAACGCAGCAGACAGGUCGCACGAUAAAAGAUUACUGGCUACAGGGGAUGAUUUUGGAAAAGUAAAGCUGUUUUCCUAUCCUGUUACCCAGCCAAAGUCUUUGUGCCACACUUAUGGAGGUCACAGUAGUCACGUUACAAAUGUACAGUUUCUUCAAGAUGAUACGCGACUCAUCACUUGUGGUGGCAAAGAUUCCAGCGUCAUGCAAUGGGUUAUUUGUUAGAUUAGUACAUAAAUAUAUGAAAAACUGUGUACAUGACUUGACUUGGAAUUAGAUAGUAUAUUAUAUAUAGUCCACCAUUGUAUUGAUCAAUAUUUUAAAUCUCGCACACCACGUACAUUUUAAACUCGAAACUAGAAUGUAUAAUAACGGGGUCCUUUAUUGACUAAACAUUUGGCGUUGGUGGGGAGCAUUUCGUCUGUUAACACGUAGUAGUAUUAUUAUGUCACUUAUUUCAUCCAUCCUAAUAUUGAGUAUUCUGAAGGAACACUCUUCAAUUUAAUUCAACAUGAAUUAUUUAGCAUGUAAACUAUUGUAAACGUUACCAAUAUCUGAAUAAUAUUUCGCCUUAAAUAAGCAAUUUCAGAAAUUAGUGCGGAUGGAUGGAUGGGUGGGUUGGUACUCCUAGAUGAAUAAUACUUUGCGAGAGAGUUCAAAUUUGCAUAAUCAAAAGUACAAGUUUUUUCAUGUAACUUUUUGUGUACGAGAUUUGACCCACAAUUUGAUUUUUUUAUUUGGUUGAAAAUAUUUUCAUUUUGUUAAUUUCUUCUGAGCUAAUGACUUUAUAAGCAUUGAAUUCACUUUUUCUGAUGAAUUAUGUAUGUAUAUGGUUAAUGUUUACUUUGGACAUGCAGAACCGUAAAAAAAUAUUAUAAUCUAGUUUAGCAGUGGAAAUCCUGAAGCUUGUCAUGAAAUAAAGUUCUAUAACUGACUGUAAA
This is a messenger RNA of Folsomia candida, 4190 nucleotides long. Its product is annotated as echinoderm microtubule-associated protein-like 2. Bases 586 to 3474 code for a protein of 962 amino acids. Gene Ontology annotation, molecular function: microtubule binding. The record is from RefSeq and is a predicted model, not a curated record. The transcript has 23 exons. Gene Ontology annotation, cellular component: mitotic spindle. Lineage: Eukaryota; Metazoa; Arthropoda; Collembola; Entomobryomorpha; Isotomidae. Gene Ontology annotation, biological process: microtubule cytoskeleton organization.